Molecule: messenger RNA, 4317 nt
Organism: Hemicordylus capensis (graceful crag lizard)
Lineage: Eukaryota; Metazoa; Chordata; Lepidosauria; Squamata; Cordylidae
Product: monocarboxylate transporter 13-like
Exons: 6
Coding region: 1-1407 (468 amino acids)
Biological process (GO): transmembrane transport; monocarboxylic acid transport
Molecular function (GO): monocarboxylic acid transmembrane transporter activity
Source: RefSeq, a predicted model, not a curated record
AUGGAGAACCAAGGUUGGGGAAGUCUCACCUCGGGGCAGUGCCCGGAUUCCAUGGCCCCCCCACGCAGGGCCCCAGACGGGGGCUGGGGGUGGAUGGUGGUCCUGGCAGCCUUCCUGCAGACAGCCCUGGUCUUUGGGGUGAUCCGCUCCUGGGGGGUCUUCUUCGUGGAGUUUGUGGCCUAUUUUGGGGGGUCUUCCAGCGCCGUCUCCUGGGUCCUGUCCCUCGGGGUCACCGUCCUGCAGUUUGCAAGCCCGGUGGGGAGCGCUCUGAGUGGCCGCUUUGGGGCACGCCCGGUGGUGAUGGUCGGUGGCCUCCUCUCCGGACUGGGCUUGCUCCUGGCUUCGUUCUCCGCCAGCCUGGCUCACCUUUACCUGAGCGUGGGCCUGCUCACAGGGCUAGGCUGGGCCCUGGUGUUCACCCCUUCCAUGGCUGCCGUCUCUCAUUACUUCGAGAAGCGACGGACGCUGGCCACGGGCCUGGCUGUUUCGGGAGCAGGCGUCUCUUCCCUGGUCUUCUCCCCGCUCUUCCAGUACCUGGUGGAUUUGUACGGCUGGCGAGGUGCACUCCGGAUGGUGGCCGGGCUGUCUUUGAACCUCGUGGUCUCUGGCGCUCUGCUGCGGCCUUUGGAAGGAGCACAUACCCACACAGACAAGGCCGUGGUGAGCUCGAGCUGGCUGGGGACACUAAGCUCCCUCUUGGGCCUGGAGCUGCUACACCAUGGACCCUUCAUGUGUUACAUCUUGGUUUUGAUCCUGGUGGAUGCUGGAUACUUUGUCCCUUACGCACACCUGGUGGCCCACGCCAGAGAGGUGGGAUGUGAUGAAUACCAGGCAGCUUUCCUUAUGGCGGCUGCUGCUGUCGCAGACAUGUGUGGCCGGAUUUUUGCGGGCGGGCUGGCUGAUUCUGGGGCCUGGGGCCGCCCCCUCCACCACCUGACCCUCUGGACAGUGCUCACUGGGCUCUCUCUUGCCCUGAUCCCUCUGGGCUGCAACUACACCUCCCGGAUGGCGUUGGGCAUCUGCUACGGGCUCUUUGCUGGAGCUGUGGUCCCUCUGCAGUUCACCAGCCUGGUGGAGAUUGUGGGCCCUGGAUACAUGCUUGAGGCCAUCGGACUAAUGCACAUGCUGGAGAGCAUAGGGGCUUUGCUGGGGACCCCCCUUUCAGGUUGGCUGAGGGACAUCACGGGGAAUUUCACGGCUUCCUUCAUCACAGCUGGUGCAUUCCUCCUGGCUGGUGGCUUGAUCCUUGGCAUGUUACCAAACUCCUUCUCCCGCUCCAGGCCACCAGAAGCCACAGAGGAGAACUCACAAGAACCUCAAGACUGCCAGGCUUUGGAACUAAGGAGGGUCCCCCUCCCAAAAAACCCGGAGACCUUUAUCAUCAUGCGACAGAAACUGGUUGCCUGACCUCAUGUUGUAACCUGGUGGGCAAGAGGAGGGGGGGCAUUUCCCUCCUAUAUUUGCUGGGCAAAGUAAAUGGGGAGUCCUCCAUGCAACCAGCUUUGCCAUCACUGGACAGAAGCAAGGACCCCGCCACCUGAGUUGCUGGACCAGCAGAUUGUUGUUUCUCUGUGUUUGUCAGACAGAACUGGUGAAAAGGUUGGCAGCCAGGAGGCGGGGAAGGAAGCCGCUACACGCUCCAGAGAGCCUUUGGUUUCCCACAGAGGUGUGUGUGUGAGGCUGACACUGGACACGACUGGGAGCCGUCCGGCUGCGCUGACACGAACUUCUGAAGACCCGCUCUGAAUUCUGCAGUGAGAACAGAAGCGAACCCAUGUCGGGGUUUGUUCAACAGAACCCGGGGGGGGGGGGGCGUACCGAUAUCUCCCGGCCCCGGCCAGCCCUCGCCCAGUCUCUUUUUCCCGUGUGUCUUACUCUUUCCCUGCAGCAGCAGCAGCAGCAGCAGCAGCAAAGUGGGCCAAUACCGCCGCCGCCGCCUCCUGCUCCUCCUCGCCUCCUGCCUCUCAGCGUGGCUGCUCCGCGCCGGCCGCGCGCUGACUGUGCAGACUGCCUCCCUGAAACCGAGAGCGUGCCCACUGAGUGACGUCAGGCGGCGGCAGCGAGAAGGAGUGUUGGAGCUGUGAAGCGGAGCUGGGGGGGCUGCAGAAAAGCCUGGCGUGUCCCCCUGGUGUGGCUGAGAGACUGACUCACAAGCAGGCAGGCAGGGAGUCAAUGCAGGUCCGAUGAGGCAUCAUGUUUCUAAAUCACUGCAUAACGGACUAUUAGAAGAGGACGGCCAGCAGCAAGGCAGAUGGACUCGAUGGUGACAGCCAUGAAUGCACCACGGAGAGACCUUCAAGGCCAAGUUGAAGACUGAACGUCCUGGAGAGAAUCUAUCUCUGUGGUCGCUAAGAGUCAACAUGGACUCCAUUCCAUUCCAUCUUAGGCACCAGAAUAUUUGAGGCUAUUACCUUAUAUUUUUAGUGGUGGUGCGGAAUGAGGAAACGGGAAGUGUUUCAUUCAACCAGCAGGACCUGAGUCGAGAAGGCAGAGUGGCACAGGUGGGGCCAGAGUGGAGCCUGCAGAAGAGGGAAAGGCCGGUCAAAGGAGAGCUGGCUUCUCUUGCACAAACGGUUGCCUGCUUUCGGUGGGGAUGACGAUCUGAGCUCCAGGUCCAAGGAGCCAUAAAGCAAUCUCAGAUGCCAAUCGCUCCGGGAGCGUGUUUUGACGUCUGGUUUUGGAAUUCGCACCUACCGUCUCUCAGUACUUUCCUGAUACGUGAACUUUUGACUGGUGGGCCAGAAACUCUGCAGCGUUGGGGUGGGGCUCAGUGUGCACUUUUUUCUGCCCCGUUUCUUUAAGCACCAAUACGAGGGCUGACUGCUGUGCUCAUCGAGCCUUUCUUGACCGUUUGAAGCUGCCUGAAACAACCUACAACUCCCACAAUCCCCAGCCAUAGUGGCCAAUAGCCAGGGAUCAUGGGAGUUGUAGGCCAACAUCUGCUGGGGGGCCAACGAUGAGCAGGCCUGUAGUUUUAACAGCACUCCUACAAUUCUCAGGGUUACUUUAUGGAAAUCAUAACUUAAAAAUCACAUAAAUUUAUAGGGUUGGUAAGGUAAAGCGUGCCGUUGAGUCGGAGUCAACUCCUGGCGCCCACAGAGUCCUGUGUCUUUCUUUGGUAGAAUACAGGAGGGGUUUACCAUGGCCUCCUCCCGCGCAGUAUGAGAUGAUGCCUUUCAGCAUCUUCCUAUAUCACUGCUGCCCGAUAUAGGAGUUUCCCAUAGUCUGGGAAACAUUCUAGCAGGGAUUCGAACCGGCAACCUCUGGCUUGCUAGUCAAGUCAUUUCCCUGCUGUACCAUUAGUUGGGUGGCUAGUGUUGGUACACUCUAUCAUACUGGAACAUAUCAAAAACAGAAUCUCACCCACUCUUUCCUCUGGUGGAAUUCUGCUGUCGCAAGCAUCUACAACCCAAGAACGCAACUGAAUAAUUCACUCAAGGACAUAGAUUCAUCUAUGUAUAAUUUGGUAUCACAAGACGGGGGAAAGGCUACAGAGUUGGGGGCUUUUUAACUUAGAAAAAAGAAAAGGGGACAUGAUAGAGGUUCAUAAAAUUAUGCAUAGUGUGGAAAGAGAGCCCUUUCUCCCUCCCUCUCUCGCAGCACUAGCGCCAGGAAGUUUUUCACACCCGGCUUUUAGUUCCUCUAUUCCUCUGGAAUGGAGCGGGGUGCAUUCACAUAUUGGCCAAAUUUACCCCAAAGUCUCUUCAGGCUAUCGGAGAGCACUUCGCACACAAUUCGGGUUUUUAACUACACGUUGGAGUGUAGCCCGAUUUAUAUCUGGGGUUUAAAAAAUCCACUUUUUGUGUUGUUGUUUUUUGGCAACUUUGAACUCGCACUAAACCAAUGGUAAAGCCUGCUGUCUGGGGAUGCUCCAGGGGACAUCCCAUGAAACUAAUUAGCAGGAAGUUUACGAAUGACAGAAGUAUAUUUUUACAUAGAGCAUAACUAAUCUAUGGAACUCUCUGCCACAGGAUGUGGUGAUGGCCUCAGCUUGGAUAGCUUUUAGUGCGGCUUAGACAAAUUCGUGGAAUACAGGGCUCUGAGUGGCUGCUAGUCUUGGUGGCUAUGGGCUACUUCGAGGUUCAGAAGAAGGAGGCCUCUGCAUGCCAGUUGUCGGGGAGCCACAGCGGGGGGGGGCACACCAUCUCUUGCCUGUGGGCUUCCCAGGGGCAUCCAGUGGGGCAUUGUGGGAAACUGGAGGCUGAACUAGAUGAAGCCAACAUUCCGUCUGAUCCAACAGGGCUCUUCUUCUGUUCAGGUCAAAGGAAUGUACCGGGCACUGCAGGAACCUUUUCAUAUCUCUGAACAGUGGCGAGU